Messenger RNA from Lytechinus variegatus (green sea urchin), 1626 nucleotides. RefSeq lists its product as uncharacterized. Gene Ontology annotation, cellular component: membrane. Bases 857 to 1573 code for a protein of 238 amino acids. The transcript has 4 exons. NCBI's taxonomy places the organism in Eukaryota, Metazoa, Echinodermata, Echinoidea, Temnopleuroida, Toxopneustidae. The record is from RefSeq and is a predicted model, not a curated record.
ACACAAACGGUGUUGUGUGUGCUGUGUAGUUAUUCUGAAUAGCGUCGGGGUUGAAUAACACUUUACACGACGCUGCGACAUCUAAAAGAAAGUAAACUUAAAGAUUACCCAUUUCAACAUCUUAGCAAGUGGAACAGACGUUUCUUUGGAAUUCUGGAGAAGUUUAAUUUACCUAUCUCACGUUUCAGUUCCUUUACUGUUCGAAGAUCGUCCGGUAACACUGCAGAAGUUUUGUCUGCGUGCAUGGCUAUUGGAAAGGGAUCGCAGGACAUUGUCUUCCAAAAGAAGAUAAGUGAGGCCAGCCAAUUAAGGCCGACCAGCGAAUGUUUUGUUUUGCUCGUUAAUAUGACAGACGUCCAUCCUUACAUUAGGGAAUAACACAACUCUCAAGUACGACUCUACUCUAUUAAGAGGACUGUACUCAACGGAAGAAGAACAUAGGAGUCCAUCCAGGCUGAGAUCAUCGGUCUUAUGACAGACCCACCAGUUGAAGAUCAUUUGGUUUAUGGUGCGGAAAAGACAAAACAACAACACGUUGAUUUCACGAAAUGCUUAUACUAGUGAAUAACCUGAUGUUCAUCCGGGCUAAGCUCGUCAAUCCAAUGACAGACUCACCACUGUAGGAGAUCAUUUAUUUUGUGUGUGGAAAAGACACAGCACCAGCAACAUUCUUGAGUAAGAUGGAGUUAGUUUGUUUCGAAAACGAUUGAUUGAGCCGCAACUUCUAAUCGCAAAUGAUUGCUGGUUCCUUACCUGAAGACGUUUCACAAAUGUUGUUUACUUUGAAAGAACUCGGAUGUAUCGUUCUCACUGGCAAUCACCAUUAAUUUCAUGAAGAGGUAUACAUGGUAAUAGAAUGGCAACGAUACCAGAGGAAGAGCCACACCCACUUGCCCCUACACCAACCCCACAACCACCACCACCUGAACCCGAAUUACCCCCGUACGCCAGAGUCGAUCCUAACAAGACCCCAACGCGUCCCGACUUGGGAUCUCCUCCACCGUAUGCAAGUGUGGUACCUGAAACAUACACGAACAAUGCAUACGAAGGUGAAGGUCGAUGUAAUUAUUAUCAAGGUCAUCCACAAGGUCAAGGUCAUUCUCAAGGUCAACCUCAAUGUCAUGGACACUCUCACAGAGGACCACCGUUUCCUAGAUAUCAUCAUCAUCCGCACAGACAUGGCUGGAUGGACCAAUCCGAGGCCAUGCACGAUCUCGACGUCGACCACGGAUUGUCGACGUCAUUCCAACAAUACAAUCACUGCUCCUACGAUGGCAUGAAUAUGUCAUAUCCGCCACACGUGACGAUUAUCCGUGACAGCCAAGUCGGUGCGCCGGUUAAUGUGAACUGCUUAUUCGGUUUCGGAUCUUUCAUUCUCUGUUGCUGCUGCGUGCCGUUUGGAAUAGCAGCACUCAUCAAAGCAGUAGAGGCUCGAAACAGACUUUUAGCCGGGGACGCCGCCGGGGCCAGGAGAGCUGCGACAUCGUCGAGAAUGUGGGCUGGAUCGGGGCUACUGAUUGGUGCAGUGUUCCAGCUCUCACUUGUAUUCUACAUAUUUUAUCAUAAUACAUAAACACUGUAAAAACUGCGGUGUUAAAACUGACACCAAUUGGUGUUAAUAGAGGA